Cynara cardunculus var. scolymus (artichoke) is the source of this 4481-nucleotide messenger RNA. RefSeq lists its product as uncharacterized. Bases 214 to 3969 code for a protein of 1251 amino acids. Lineage: Eukaryota; Viridiplantae; Streptophyta; Magnoliopsida; Asterales; Asteraceae. Gene Ontology annotation, biological process: protein ubiquitination. Gene Ontology annotation, molecular function: ubiquitin protein ligase activity. The record is from RefSeq and is a predicted model, not a curated record. The transcript is spliced from 16 exons.
CGUUAGUCAGACACUUAAGCCAAACGCAUCCUCCUUCUAUCUCUCUUCCCUGCUUCAAUUUGUUGUACGUAGCGUUCAUCUUCUUCGAUUAUUCCCCCAAAAACGCAAAUAAAUUUCGGAGAAUCAUCUUCGUGUUGAAUCUGGAAGUAGAAAUAUCUCCGUUAAUUUGCAUGUAAACCGAUUUCAGCAACCCUAGGUUUUUAUGAACAAAAGAUGGAAUUUGAACUGUUCACUGACUGCGCCGAGGAUGAUUAUGCUUUUGGAGCUGAAGUUAUGGAUAAUGAGCCUCUUGUUUAUGAUGGUGAUGAAGGUCAAAGAUGUGGGAUUUGCAUGGAUGUUGUUGUUGACAGAGGAGUUUUAGAUUGCUGUCAGCACUGGUUCUGUUUUUCAUGCAUUGACAACUGGGCUAGUAUCACCAACCUUUGUCCACUUUGCCAGAAUGAAUUUCAGUUGAUUACUUGUGUUCCUGUAUAUGAUACUAUUGGAAGCAUUCAACCUGAUGAUGAUGGUUCAUAUUCAAGGGAUGAGGACUGGUGCGUUGAAGGAAAGAGUAACACUCUUUCUUUUCCAUCAUACUAUAUUGAUGAAAAUGCAGUCAGCUGUUUGGAAGGAGACAGCUGCAAAAUUCGAGGCCAAUCAGCAAAUGUUGAAGAAGAUCCAAACCUUGAUACAUCAAUCGCUUGUGAUUCAUGUGAUCUGUGGUAUCAUGCUAUAUGUGUUGGAUUUGAUCCGGAAGGGAGUUGCGAGAGUUCAUGGCUGUGCCCAAGGUGUUCAGUUGAUGAAACAUUACAAAAAUUGGAAGUGGGACCAAGCAACAACUAUGGUCGAGAAAGUUCCAGCCUUGAGCAUUUAGCAAAUGUUACUUUCCCCAUGAACGUGUCUGUAUCUGUGGCUGAUGCAGGAGAGACAGCUGUUGUUGUCUCAAUCAUUGAUGGAAAUCAACAGACCCAAGUACCCAGUGAAAACAUGCUGUCAAGCGUAACUAUGAGCAAGGACUUAAAAAUCGGGAAUCAAGAGAAAGAAGAAACGAAUCAGAUAGUUUUGCCAGGUUCAGAUGUUUGUGAAGACAUGGGGAUUGAAAAAACUUCCAGUAAUGAGAAUUGCAAAUUGGAAAAACAGUUGGCUGAGAAAAUUAUCAAGAAACCAAAGAUAGAGGCAGUGGAACUAGAUCUUCCUUUAUCACAAGUGACAGCCUCUACAUUGGUUUCAGAAUCCUCUCAGCUCUCUGGGUUAAGCAGAAACUUCAAAGAAGAAGGGAGUGAACCAAGUGUCAUUGAUGGAUUGAGAACUCCUGGAUUGUAUGAUGAAUACUGCAAUAACAAAUCUCUUGAAUCUGGUUCCCAUAUUGCUUCAUCUGUGGACCCUCUGUCUGAUGAAUACAAAACAACUGGAGAAGUGGAAGAGAAGAAUGUUUCUAGAGAAUGUAGGCUACCAGCUGACAAAAACCCUGACAAGAAGGAAAAAGCUGGUGGAAUUACAGGUGCAAAAAGAAAGCAAAGAGAUUACAGUGCCAAGGAAGGGGAAACCAAAGCGAAGAUGCAGAACAGUAAGUCUGCAAAGAUUGUCAAAACAGAGAGAAGUCGAGUUGCUCAAUUUGUUCAUGAAGCCAAUGAAUCUGUUCCCGAUGGCUCUAAAAAUUUGAAUACUGCUAGUUGUGGAGGCAGCAUUGUGAGGAAGCGAAAGAUCGGCACUGAUAUAAGAGAUAUAGUUCAGGGGACAUACCACAGAUCUGCAAAUCGACUUGCAAAUCUUGCUGAUAAGUCUUCUGAAGACAAAGAAACCUCAUCUGGGUUGAGGAUAAAAAAGAUAGUGAGAAGAGCAACCGAGGAUAAAGAGUCGUCGGUGGUAGUUCAGAGUUUGAGGAAAGAAAUUAGAGAUGCUAUACGUAACAGAUCAUCUAAAGAGCUCGGAGAAAAUCUUUUUGAUCCAAAGCUUUUGUCUGCAUUCAGAACUGCUUUGGCAGGGCAAACAACUGAAACAAAUAGACCACCACCCUUGGAUGUGAAAGCCAAGAAGGCCUUGUUGCAGAAGGGAACUGUACGUGAGAAUCUAACCAAAAAAAUUUAUGGAAUUGGUGGAAAGCGAAAACGAGCAUGGACCCGUGAUUGUGAGAUUGAAUUUUGGAAGCACCGUUGCUCGAAAGUAUCAAAGCCUGAAAAAAUUGAAACGUUGAAAUCUGUUCUUGAUCUCCUAAGAAAGGGCCCUGAGGUCAUGGAGAUCAAAAAAGAAAGUAUCAUAGAGGCCCCUACUUCCAUUCUUUCAAGGUUGUAUGUUGCAGAUGCAUCUGUUUUUCCAAGGAAGAAUGAUAUCAAACCUCUUUCGGCCCUGGAAGCUCCAAUACUCUCUGCAGGUGAUUCUUGCAGUAAACCUGCAGAAAUAAUCAAGUCUUCUGUGCAACCAACUGAUGGUUUGGUUGAUGGUAAGGAGACCAAGAUUAUUGUUCCAGGCAAAAAGGAUGAACCGGCUACCAGGAAAGUAAAUCCAAAAAAGAGCUCAGACCGGUCAUCCAAAUCUGUAGGUGGUUCCUCUAAGAAUACCCAGAAGGAAUCAAGUAGUGGAUCAAAUAACAUCAAAGUUGACAAAAAGAAAUGGGCUCUGGAAGUUCUUGCAAGGAAGACUGCUGUCUCAGGCAACAAUUCCUCACAGGGACAAGAUAAUGCGGUACUUAAAGGAAAUUAUCCUCUACUGGCUAAACUGCCUGCAGAUAUGCGGCCAAUUUUGGCACCUAGUCGGCAUAACAAAAUCCCAAUUUCAAUUAGGCAGGCUCAACUUUACCGCCUCACGGAGCAUUUUUUGAAAAAAACAAACUUGCCAGUCAGUCGCCCGACUGCAGAAAUAGAGUUGGCUGUUGCAGACGCCAUCAAUGUUGAAAAAUCAGUUGCUGAUAGAUCAAACAGCAAGCUAGUAUAUGUCAAUUUGUGUUCACAGGAGUUACUAAACCGAUCAGAUAAUAUGGAUUCUACUAUAGGCCCCGACUUAAAACCUACAGCUGUCCUUGAUGACAACUCAGAAACAGCUACCAAUGAUGUUCCCACCAGUGCUGAUGUGGAUGAAGCACUUAGAAAUGCUGGUCUCUUGUCUGACUCUCCUCCAGAUAGUCCAUAUCAUAUAAAAGGGGAUACAAAAGAAGAUGGUCCUGAUAAUGUCUUCGAAAUAGAUUCUCAACCAGAACUUGAUAUAUAUGGCGAUUUUGAGUAUGAUCUGGAGGACGAUGACUUUGUUGGUGCUGGUGCAAUUAAAACCUCCAAGCUUCAAGAAGUUGAUACAAAAAUAAAAAUGGUUUUCUCUACAUUCGAGUCUGAUAGGUCAGAUAGUGCUUGGCGUUCUGAGGAUCUUGAAGCACCUAUAGUGGUGGAAAACUCGAAUGAAGACAACACGAAAGAAAAAAGCCCUUGUAUAAGCUCACUACCUGCAGGUGAAGAGGAAAUUCUUGGUGAAUGUGAAGAAUUAUAUGGCCCUGAUAAAGAACCUCUCGUUAACAAGUACCCAGCAAUAAAGUCGCUUGAUUUAAUAACUGAAAACAAUGUUGCAGAAGUAAAAGACGACCUAGGACCAAACCUAGCAGCCGAGGCAUCUGAACUACCUAAUGGGAAUUGUUCAGACAAUUCAGCAGUCCCAGCUAUAGUCAGCCACUCAUCUGGUGGGACAGAUUUGCCCCCCAAGCCUCUAGAAACUGUACAAACAAAGGAAAAGAAAUCACAUGCCGACAAGAAGCAACAGUCUGAUAAAUGCAGUUCUGUGUUUAAGAAGGUUGAAGCAUACAUUAAAGAGCACAUCAGACCAUUGUGCAAGAGUGGGGUGAUCACAGUUGACCAAUACAGAUGGGCUGUCGGGAAAACAACUGACAAAAUCAUGAAGUACCAUUCCAAAGAUACCAACGCCAAUUUCCUCAUUAAGGAAGGGGAGAAAGUUAAGAAACUUGCACAACAGUAUGUUGAAGCCGCCCAAAAGGUAGAAAAUAACAAAUAGAAUCCAUAAGAUUUCUGAAGAAGUCCGUAUCCGCUCUUGUUCCAGUGCCAAUGAUUAGAAAAGCACUUGCAUCAGUUUCGGGUUCCAAAAUUUCUGAAGAAUGUGUAUGACAAAAUCUUGUCCAGCAGGCUGCCCGAAAGGUAAAAAAUUACGACAGUCAAGAUUAAAAAAAAAUGUGUUUGCUAAAGAUUUCUGAAAACAGUGUGCUCACUCUUGCUCGUCUUUCGAGCUUCAAAAGUCUUACGAUUAAAUCUUGUUGAGGCUACCCAAAAGUAGAAUAUAACAAUAAACUGUACGGUUUCUAAAGAACUUAAUCUUCGUUCUUGUUUCAGUUUUGGGUUCAGUAGCAGAAGAAACAGGAGCAAAUGAUUGAAAGGGAAUUAGAGGUAUGUGUUGACUGAGAUGUAAUUAUUACACGAAAAACACAUACUGUAUAUGACUCCUUCCCUUCUGGAAAAUACCUUUUUCUGUUUCAAAAAACAGUACUAUAAAAUGAAAACUAUUUCGAUUUU